ACGGAGAUACACAGAUCGUUGUUAUCCAUGGGUAAACAACGCUAGUCUACUGUAAUAACGUGGUCAAGCACAGUAAUGGAAUCUGUUGGUAGUUACCACCUAUUGUACAAACGUACUUGCAUCACCUUGGCAUAACCAGUUUGUUGUUACAGUAAUUAAUACUGCACUGGGACAAGUUGAAAUAACAGCGAAUCAUGAAAAGACAAGAUUCCACGCGAAGCGAGGAGGAGCAAGAUGGAUUUAGGAAGCGGCUCACAAAAAAAUUAGAAGAAUCAGUUUAUAAAACAGCAGGAAGACCAGACUCUCCUUCACCCAGCUGUGUGUCCAUGAAGAGUGAUGAAUCCCUGAUCCGCCCAUAUAACUUCAACCAAGGAGAAAAGAGUGAUGGAAAAGGUGUUGAGAGAUCAGAUUCACCAGCACAAAGCUGUGUCUCUGUAGAGAGUGACAAGUUGGAAAUCAGCCGAGGACACAACAAAAGCUACACAACAGAAGAUAAAGCAGGAAGACCAGACUCCCCUUCACCCAGCUUUGUGUCCAUGAAGAGUGAUGUAUCCCUGAUGAAUCCCCCGUAUAACUUCAGCCAAGAAGAACGUUUUGUUAAUGAUGUUUUUGUCCUUCUAAACUGAUGCCUAAAUUCUUUAUGAAAUUAGAAAAAAUGGAGACAAUAUAAGCUUUCAAAAACAAGUACAAUUAUAUAAAAUGCAUACACGAUUUCAAAGUACAAUAAGUGAUGUCUGAUGUGUUUAUGGUGCAGGCAGGAAGACCUCCUUCACCCAGCUUUGUGUCCAUGAAGAGUGAUGUAUCCCUGAUCCACUCGAUUAACUUCAGCCAAGAAGAACAGAGCGAUGGAAAAAGUGUCAGAAUCGAAAGAUCAGAUUCAUCUAGCUCUGUGGAAAGUAGCUUGAUGAAAAUCAGUCACAAUGAAAUGAAAAGUGGGAAAAGUUUCAUAAAUUUGCAUCUAUCUGCACCAGUAGCACAAGGGCACUACACAUCAUCAAAACCAAUGGGGCAACGAAAGAAAAGACUCUGUUUGAAGCACUCAUUACCAUUAGAAGUCUAUUGUAAUUCGGACCAGACACAGAUCUGUAAACAGUGUGCAACGCUGGAACACAGAGGACACAACAAAAGCUACACAAUAGAUGCUCAGAUUCUUCAUGAACUAGACACAGAGUUUCUGCUUGAGCAAACUCUAAACAGUCUAGACAAAGACAAGUUUAUUUGUUAUCUGUGCCAACAAUUCCCAGAAUGCUUUGAGACUCCCAGGGAAGCUCUGGAUGUUCAGGAACUAUCAAAAAUUGUUUUGGAGAAAUUUGGUUCUGAGAUGGCCCUAAAGAUAGCUCUAAAGGCCAUGUUGGACAAAGGAUGUGAUCAUAAGACCAUCCAGGAUCAGCUUAAAUCUAAACUACAAAAUCAUCUGAGAUCUAAAUUUAAGUGCAUAAAUGAAGGAAACGCUCAGCAGGGAAACCCGAUUCCUCUAAAUAAAAUCUUCACAGAGCUUCUCAUCACAGAAGGAGGGGAUGGAGGUAUCAACAAAGAACAUGAGGUCAGGCUACUUGAGGAGGCAUGCAAGAUCAAAAACAUGAAAGAGAAAGUAAUAAAAUGCAAUGAUAUUUUUAAACCUUUACUCGGACAGAAAAAAUGGAUUCGAACUGUUCUAACAAAGGGAAUCGCUGGAAUUGGAAAAACAGUAUCAGUACACAAAUUAAUACUGGAAUGGGCAGAAGGAAAAGCCAAUCAGGAUGUUCAUUUCAUUUUUCCGCUCCCUUUCCGAGAUCUGAAUUUAAAGGUGAAAUCUAAAUUCAGUGCAAUGCAACUUCUGCACCAAUACUUCCCAGAACUCAGAGACUUGAAAACUAUAAGAGGUGAGGAAACAAAAACUGUGUUCAUCCUUGAUGGCCUGGAUGAGUGCCGACUUCCUCUUGAUUUCAAAAACAAUGAAAUGUGCUGCGACCUGACAAAGGAAGUCUCUAUAGAUGUACUGCUAACAAACCUCAUUCAGGGUAAUAUUCUACCUACGGCUCUUUUGUGGAUAACCUCUCGCCCGGCAGCAGUCGGUCUGAUUCCUCCAGAGUGUGUUGACCAGAUUACAGAGGUCCGUGGAUUCAAAGACUCAGAGAAGGAGGUGUAUUUCAGGAAAAGGUUUACUGAUCAAGAUUGUGCUGAUAAAAUUGUUGCACACAUAAAGUCUUCAAGAAGCCUCCACAUUAUGUGCCAUAUACCAGUCUUCUGUUGGAUAUCAGCUAUGGUUCUGGAAAGGACACUGGAACAAGCGGACAUGGUGCCUAAAACGCUGACCCAGAUGUACACCCACUUCCUCCUCAUUCAGACACAUGUGAAGAACAAAAAGUACCAUGGAGUGUUUCAGGAUAACUUGGAUCUGAUGACAUCAGACAAAGAGAUGAUCAUCAAACUAGGAAAGCUAGCAUUUCUGCAGCUGAAGAAGGGAAAUCUGAUUUUCUAUGAAACAGAUCUGACUGAGUGUGGCAUUGAUGCCAGCAAGGCAUCCGAGUACUCUGCGAUCUGCACACAGAUCUUCAAAGAAGAGUCUGGAUUGUAUCUGGAGAAGGUCUUCUGCUUUGUCCACUUGAGUAUUCAGGAGCACCUAGCUGCUGUCUAUGUGCAACUUCAGUUUGUGAACAACAAUGAAAACAUUCUAACAAAAGACUCAGAACAUCAGAGCAAACCAGAGAAGAUCUCAGAUCUGCACAAGAGUGCUGUGGAUCUAGCGCUGCAAAGUGACAACGGGCACUUCGACCUUUUCCUGCGCUUUCUUCUUGGUCUCUCACUUGACUCCAAUCUAGCUCUUUUAAAAGGUCUGAUAUCAAAUAGUAGCAUGGAGAACUUGGAGGAGACAGUGGACUACAUUAAGGAGAAAAUCAGGAAGGAGUCCUCAGCAGAACAAACCAUCAAUCUGUUCCACUGUCUGAAUGAACUGAAUUACAACUCGCUGGUGGGAGAAAUCCAUAGUUUCUUGAAAUCAGGCAAGCGUUCAGAGAUGGAGCUUAAACCAGACCAGUGUUCAGCUCUGGCCUAUGUGCUGCUAACAUCAGAAGAUGUGAUAAAUGAAUUUGAUUUAAAGAUGUACAAUACUUCCCUUGAGGGAUAUCAGAGGCUGUUACCUGUUGUUAGGACCUCAAGAAAAGCCAGUCUUGCUGGCGUCAGCCUGACAGAUGAAUCCUGUGAGAUCCUUGCUUCAGUUCUUCAGUCACCAAACGCACACCUGACAGAAUUAGAUCUCAGCUUCAACAAUUUGGGAGAUCUGGGAGUCAAGCUCCUGUGUGGCGGCCUCUUAAGUCCACACAGCAAACUGGAGAAACUGAAUCUCAGCCACAACGAAUUGGAGCAUACAGGAGUGAAAAUUUUGUGCACUAGUCUGAAGAAUCCAGACUGUAAACUGCAAAUACUUGGAUUGGCUGGCACCAACUUCUCAGAACAGUCGUGCAAAUUAAUGGCUUCAGUUUUCAAGGCUGGUAACUUACACCUGAAAGAGCUCAACCUUGGCUGUAACAGUAUGAAGGACUCUGGUGUAAAGCUUCUCUCUUCAGGACUUAGAAGUCUGAAGUGUAAACUUCAGAAACUCAGGCUGGACAGAUGUGACCUCACCCAUGUAUCUUGUGAAGCUUUGAAAAAUGCUCUGCAGUCACCUGACUCACACUUGAGAGAAUUGGAUCUCAGCUACAAUAAACUGGGAGAUUCCGGAGUGCAAGAGCUCUGCGAUGGACUAACGCAUCCAAACUGCAAAUUGGAGAAACUGGAUCUCAGCUACAACAAUCUUGGCCAUUCUGGAGUAAAACUUCUUGCUGCUGGACUGAUGAAUCCAGACUGUAAACUCAAGAGUAUAAGACUUGCUGAUGUUAGUAUUGAAGACGAGACGUGUGAAACUCUAGCCUCGGCUCUACAGUCAGCAGAUACACACCUGUUGGACCUUGACCUCAGCAACAAUUUUAUAGGAGAUUCAGGAGUGAAAUUACUCUGUGCUGGAUUAAUCAGUUCAAACUGCAAACUAGAAAAACUGAGUGUAUGCUGGUGUAAUAUUACAGACAAGUCCUGUUCAAACCUGGCGUCUGUCCUGCGCUCCGGGACUUGUUUGGCAGAACUGGAUCUGAGAGACAAUGACCUGUUGGACUCUGGUGUGAAGCUGCUUUGUGUUGGUCUGCAGCAUCCACAAUGCAAACUGCAGAGACUGGGGCUUUCAGGAUGUUGUGUUACUGAAGAAGGCUGUUGUGCUCUCGCUGUAUCUCUCAGCUCAGAUCAUUCAAAACUGAAAGAGUUAGAUCUUAGCUACAAUCAUCCAGGAGAGUCCGGAGUAAAGCGGCUCUCUGCAGUACGAGAUGAUCCUCACUGGAAACUGGAGAAAUUAAGUGUGGAACAUGGUGGGGCUUGCAGGACCAAACCUGGACUGAAGAAAUAUGCCUUUAAGAUCAACGUUGACCCGAACACGGCACACAGAACUCUAUUACUGACUGGUACCAAACAGGCGACAAUGAAGAAAGAAGAGCAGCCGUACGCAGAUCAUAAGGACCGGUUUGAGUUUUACUCUCAAGUUUUGUGUCAAGAAGCAAUGAGUGAUGGUCGUUUUUACUGGGAAGCCGAGUGGACUGGCAAUGUCAUUUAUAUGGGAGUCACUUACAAAGGAAUCAACCGAAAAGGUCGAAGCAGAGACUGUAAACUGGGGAUGAACAAAAAAUCCUGGAUAAUGUUUUGUUCUGUUGGUUAUGGCUGUUACGUCAGUUACGAUGAGAAGGAGAUAGUCUUAACUGUUCCAUCAAAUCCUUUCAAAAGAAUGGGCAUCUAUCUAGACUGGCAGGCUGGCACGCUCUCCUUUUUUAUCAUUUUGGCUGGCAGGACGCAUCACAUGUAUACAUACCAUACAAAAUUCACUGAGCCUCUGUAUCCAGGCAUUAGGGUGCAGUCUACCCUCCACGACUCAGUCAAACUGUGUGAACUAGAGUAAAAAUGAGCUGAUUUUAAAAAAUGAUGCCGAAGUUGGGCUCAAGGACAAUUAAUGAGUCAUGGUAUUAAACAACGAAUAUUGAACAUGCUUUAUAGAUAUCGUGGUGAUUCCAUAAGUAUUGGUCCUGAGAAAACUCUCUGUAACAAUGUGCAUGGCUGAAACACUUCUUGCUUGUCCCCAAUGGAUGUGUAGAUGAAGGUACUAUCUAUGAGCAUAUCACUUUUCCAAGGUUGAUAGAUCUCUAUCAGAAUUGUAGCAAUGCUUCUAGAAAAUGAGUUUUUAAUGGCUCCUGCAUUUCUGUUCAAUGGUGACUCUGCUUUAAGACUAGAACUAAAUGUGCAAUAUAUGAAAAGAGCUGAUUAAUGAAAUCAUAUAUGCUGCUACUUAUUAAACACAUGCAAUCUGCUAUUUCAGUCUUUUUCAAACGGAAAAUACUUAAUUAAUGACUGAACCACUGUGGUUUACAAAAUGUAACAAGGGGGCCAUCGUGUACAAGCUUAUUUCAUGUUUAUGUGCCUGUUAAAAUUCGUUUAUUUAAUUAUUAUUCUCUCUGCAGACCAUUUUUUUUUGCUUGCGACCCACUCAAGGGUCGCAGCCCAGAGUUUGAAAAACCCUGUGUUAUUUUACUAAAUGGUACAAAAUGGAUAAAAAGUGUGCAAUUUAUGUGAUUAUUUAUUUAAUAUUGUUAUUUUAAAUGUGAAGAAUAAUGUUAUAUACAUUAUAGAAGUAUUAUUUAUAAUGUUGGGCCUGUUUACGAUGGGUCCCUGCAUAAAUGUAGCUACCAAUUAUGAAUUAUCCAUUCACAAGAUAUUGUGUCCAUUGAAGGAAAUUAAAACACUCUUGAAAAUGUU
Trichomycterus rosablanca is the source of this 5805-nucleotide messenger RNA. RefSeq names its product NACHT, LRR and PYD domains-containing protein 12-like. The coding region runs from base 731 to 4954 and encodes 1407 amino acids. The transcript has 17 exons. The record is from RefSeq and is a predicted model, not a curated record. Gene Ontology annotation, molecular function: zinc ion binding; protein binding. Gene Ontology annotation, biological process: intracellular signal transduction. Lineage: Eukaryota; Metazoa; Chordata; Actinopteri; Siluriformes; Trichomycteridae.